Trifolium pratense (red clover) is the source of this 567-nucleotide messenger RNA. Its product is annotated as AT-hook motif nuclear-localized protein 29-like. The transcript has a single exon. The record is from RefSeq and is a predicted model, not a curated record. The coding region runs from base 1 to 567 and encodes 188 amino acids. Gene Ontology annotation, biological process: vegetative to reproductive phase transition of meristem. Gene Ontology annotation, molecular function: minor groove of adenine-thymine-rich DNA binding; DNA-binding transcription factor activity. Lineage: Eukaryota; Viridiplantae; Streptophyta; Magnoliopsida; Fabales; Fabaceae. Gene Ontology annotation, cellular component: nucleus.
AUGAAUAUGAAAACAAAGAGUUUGUUGGAUCAUGAUUCUAAGAGAAGCCAAGAGCUUCAACAUGGUUCACAGAACAACCCAAAAAAUUGUGUCAUAGUAAGAAAGUACAUCCCUGUUGCAGACAGAUCUCAUGUUCUUGAGAUCACUACCGGAACUGAUGUAUUAAAAUGUCUAUUUGAUUACAUUUAUUGUCGAGGGAGGGGCAUCACCAUCCUCAGUGGAAAUGGAGAGGUGGCUAAUGUCACCCUUCGUCAACCCACGGGGAGAAUUGAAACCUUUAUGGGAAGGUUCAAUAUUCUGUCAAUAUUUGGGACCAUUCACCCACCGAUGACUCCGGUAAGUGAAGGAGGAUUAGAAGUUUUCUUAGCAAGCACUACAGGACAAAUAAUUGGGGGAAGUGUUAUGCCCCCUCUGGUGGCUUUGGGUCCAGUGGUGUUGGUGGUUGUUUCCUUUGCAAACAUUGCAGAUGGCCAAAUGGAAGAAGGCGAUGUUGACUUGUUCAAUGGUGGAGAAUCAACAUCUGAAAUGAGUAACGUCGUCAAACGUCCCUUAUUCUCUCGUCUCUAG